This is a messenger RNA of Hyla sarda, 5701 nucleotides long. RefSeq names its product cilia and flagella associated protein 65 (gene CFAP65). The coding region runs from base 248 to 5617 and encodes 1789 amino acids. The record is from RefSeq and is a predicted model, not a curated record. NCBI's taxonomy places the organism in Eukaryota, Metazoa, Chordata, Amphibia, Anura, Hylidae. The transcript is spliced from 33 exons.
UACCAAGCAACGCGCUGUAGCUGCAGAGCCGCGUCCUGUUGCCUAGGAGACGGAACAUGGUUGCCAGCGAGACAGACGAGCCGUAACUACGAAAAUCCGGACUUCCUUUAUAUCACCUGGCGGUAGAGGUUGUGACGUGGAGAGACGCUUAGUAAUGUGCCGCGGUAUAACUCACUAACAGGCUUGGAUCUAAGCUGCAGGCCGAAGUCCCCACAGAAGCGUUAGUCACCUCACAUUCUGAAGUACGAUGCUUGGACCAGUGAACAUGAGACCUUUGGACUCCGCUCCAUUUGGCGGACAGAGCCGGAACCCUUCAAUCAAACUAAGACGCGUCCCCUCUGAGGCCCAGCCCCGCUGUGUCCCCCCCAGGAAGGUGAAGGAGAAGGACAGCGUCUUGGGCUUUGAGCUUUGCCGCUGUCUGCAUUGGAAGAAUUGGGAACUAGGAAAAGAGAGCACCAAGAAUCUUACCCUGAAAAAUGUCCGACUGAGAACACAGAAGAUAAAAUUCAGUCCUCCAGUCACCCCCUUCUUCAAGACUCUGUUUCCGCAGACCGUCACACUGAGCGCAGGAACCUCCUUUACUCUGCCGAUCACAUUCCGUCCCCUGGAGAAGCGGGAUUAUGAAGAUGCAAUCACAUUUGAGACAGACGAAGGCAAUUUUUCUGUGGCUCUACGGGCUACCCUCCUCCGCUAUGAGUUGCUAUUCCCCGAAGAGCUUAGUCUUCCCACCUGUGCUGUGUACAACACAUCAGAGGCCAUGUUUGUCCUGCGCAAUGUAAGUGACUUGCAGACUGAGUUCCGCUGGGAUGUGCCCGAGGCGUUCCUGCUGAUACCGGCCAGAGGGGUUCUUGAUCCCAAGUGUGAGAUUCGGACCAGAGUCAUAUUCCAACCUCAGACUGCCCUUGUGUAUAACACAACUGCAACGUGUCACUUUGGUGAACAGGAGGAAUAUAAGAGGUUAAUCCAGUUUACUGCAAUAGCCAAGUAUCCACAUCUCCUAGUGACAGUGCCGGGGGAGUCGGGGGAAAAGGAGGAAGCAGGGCCACUGCUGGAUUUUGGAUCUGUUGGAGUCAGCAUGGUAUCAGAGAAAACCAUUGAAAUACACAACCUGUCUAUGGUAGAUUCUCCAUUCCGGAUUGAACGAGACAAACGCUUCUCCCAAGUGGACUGUAACUUUUCCUGUGAAGAUUCCCAAGGGGUGGUCCCUGCUCACGGGAAGCGGCGGGUUCCCCUGCAGUUUCGUCCACGUAUCGUGGGUAUGGAGAGCGUGGACUAUUUUCAUGUUAUUCCAGCUGGAAACCUCACUAGGACGGUGCUGAAGGUCUCUGGAACAUGUAAAGGACCCUGCAUUUCUCUCCAGAUGUCUUUAGUGAAUUUUGGAUUGCUGCAAUUGGGGGAGAAGGGUCUGCGGACCCUAGAAGUUACCAACACCUCAGAUGUGCCCGGAUUCUACCAGUUUGACAUUGACAGUACUGAAAGCGUCUUCUCCUUCAAUCUUCCUUAUGGGACACUAAAUGCCAAGGAGACUCGGAGUAUUCAGAUCACCCUCUCUCCAAAGCACCCGAUCCCGCACUAUCGGAGGGUCGCCUGCCUCCUCCAUCACCAGGAUCCUCUGUUUGUGGACUUGCUCGGCACUUGUCACUCGGAUAUGGAUAAACCUUCCAUCCUGCUUCCAAAACAUCUUUCCAUCUACAGAACUAAUAUGGCGCGAGGUCUAUCUGUCUACUCUCCUGAUAUCCUGGACGCCAUGCUGGAUAGCGGAAAGCUUAGCACAGAUUCCUCUGGAGCGCUCACUCUGCCUGAACAGGAUACAGAUAACCCAUCACCGGAGAAGUGUGUCCUCAAUGACGCCGUGUCUGAAUUCUUCAAUGAUGAGUUUAACCCCGAGGCUCCCGAGCCGAUAUCCCACAUCACAGCCAGCACCAGAGACUUCAACUUUGGCUUCUGCCAGUGCAGCUGUGAAGCCCCUCUGCCUCUUUCCCUGACCAAUCGCACAAAGGGAAAGGUGACUGUCAUCUGGACCUGCAAGCCAGACAGCCCUUUCCGGGUCACCCCCGAGUGCACCGACAUCCCACCGCUCAAGUCCACGGCUUUCAGAGUCAUCUUCCAUCCAUCACAAAUAGAUACGUUGUAUGCUGCAGAACUGGAGGGCUUUGUCUUUUACAAGGUUUUGCGCGAUUACCGUAACGUGAAGGACAUCACUAUUUGUCCACCCUGGUGCAUUACUCUCCGAGCGAGGGGGCACACUUUUACAAUGGGCCAAGAACAUUUUGUACCCAGGUGUAUUCUGGAUUCUCCACGAAUGAUUUUUCCCCCAGCUAGACAAGAUGGCCACACUCAUCGCAGUUUACUGCUGCAGAAUACAGGACCUACCAUUCUGACCUUUGUGAUAGAUGAGAACAGCUGCCCUGGUGUCCAGGUGAAGCCAAACUCUGGUCAUGUGGACCCUGGAUCCCAUCAGGUUUUACUAGCGAGGACCAGUCCUAGUGACAGCGGACUAACAAAGCACACUGUGCCGCUGCAGCUGAACUACAGUCCCGACUAUACUCAGGAGAUCGUCUUAUUCUCUCGAGCUGAAACUCCACAACUGUCUCUCGAGAAUGAAGGGAAACUUUACUUUAAACCCACCUGUAUGGGGAACCAGUCAGAGUUCUCCUACUCUAUAAGGAACGUCUCCAGGAUCCCUGUGCACUUCGAGUGGAGGAUCCAGAAAGAACAUGUGCAAUGUCUAUCAGUUAGUCCAAGAUCGGGAAUUAUCAGACCAAAUGAAAUCUUGGCACAGAAGUGGUCAUUUGUGCCACAAGAAGAAAGAAAUUACUUUGUUAAAGCCACCGUACUAUCACGGAUGGUCGAUGAAAGCCCCGAGCACAGCCAAAAAAAACACUACGUCCUGCGGAUCAAUGGCCAAGGCUGCAGAGGCUGGUUGUCAACAGAACAGGAGUCGGUGGACCUGGGGAAUGUUUUGGUCGGGAGUUUUCAGUCCUGUGAUCUGCUUCUAUCCAAUGAUGGUGACUGCACCCUGGAGUAUACCCUCAGUGCUAAACAGGAGGUCUCUGGGCCAUGUGACCCUGAUGAUGUCAUCAACGACCCUGUGGCUCUGGAGUUUGAGCAUGAGAAGGGCCGACUGCCCGCACGUACCAAGCUGAGGAUCAGAGUCAUGGCCCGUCCUGCCCGCCGGGUCUCCUACACCUGGACUAUCAACUACCGCAUCCUCUCACCACAAGCAAAAAAUCCAGCAGAUGGCGUCAGUGAGGAGCGGUUUCUGUGCACUGUGACGGCACAGGGUGUAUACCCGGUCUUCUCCGUGGUGGAUGCGUGUCCUGGGGGAAGCGCUAGUGCCUUCAGCAAGACCCAGAUCUGGAAGCUCUUUUCUCUAGAAAGACUUAAUUCUGUUCUGCAAAGUGACCCCACACCAGGGGAGCUUAUAUACCGGGUGCCCACACGACACAGCAUCCGCAGAUGUCCCUCUGUAAACACUCCGGUCCUCCUGGAUUUCAACUUUGGGGCUGCGCCAGUAGGGUCAGAGCCAUUUACCACUCUGCUUCUAUUGGAGAAUAAAGGGGUAUUGCCCGUUAACUGGGAUUUUCUCUUCCCAGUGGAUCAGCAGAUAGAACUGGAGUUCUGGGCAGAGACCUGGGAGUUUGACCAAAGCGAGAUUCACCAGAUGAGAAUUCAGGACAAUAAGCUGUUCACCAUUAACCCCAAAUCUGGAAAUCUAAAACCAGGCAGGCAGCAAACAAUACAGCUAACCUACAGACAUGAUUUUGUAGGAACUGACCGCCUGCCUGUCCUGCUUAAAGUAUCACAUGGCCGGGAGAUAUUGCUAAAUUUUAUCGGGGUCACAGUAGAGAAGGAGCAGCGCUACGUACAUUUCACCUCAACAAAACAUUGCUUCACCCCGGUGUCUAUUGGCAGCUCCAGUCCUUCAAAACAGAUCUAUGAGCUGUUCAAUGGGGGCUCUGUAGCUGUCAUCUAUGAGAUCCAGCUGGAACCAUUGAGAGAAGUCCAAGAACAAAACUACCACCACCCUGUAUUCCAGUGUCUGAACCCCAGAGGGGAAAUACUACCAGGGGCAACUGCAUUCGUGGAAUGGAUCUUCUCACCAUUGGAGGCAAAAACUUACUCAGUGACUGUUCCUAUUCACAUCCUUGGGGGAGACUCUGCCCUGAUCACCUUUGAAGGGAUCGGUUACGAUCGAAGUGUUCUGGGGGGGACAGCGGUGUUUGAGGCAUUUUCUCCAUUAUCCACUGUGCCACAGCUCACCCUGCCCGGACAGAUUCCUCACUUCACCCAGCAGAAAUUGGCAUUUGGGGAUAUUCCUGUUUUUAGCAAGUCCAGUCGGAUGCUGUUCCUGAACAACACUUCGGAAUCUGAGGCCAUCUUUUUCACUUGGUUUGCAGCGUCACCCAACGCCAGCGAGAUUCUUCAGGUGUCCCCUCUGUCUGGUGUGGUCAGACCCGGUGAGAGCCUCAGCAUCGUGGUCUCUCUUCAGUCUGGGGAGCAGGCCUCCUUCUAUAACCUGGAGCUGGUGUGUGAGAUAGUAAUGGAGAAAGCUGUGACCGAGUAUAAGAGAGGUCUCCAAGAAUGGGAAGAAGAAAGGGAACGGCAGUCAUUGGAAUUCACAAUCACUGAACCAGCCGCCGAAAAGAGAAACCAGACAGCAGCGCGUUCACCAGACUCCAGAAGUGCCCGGAUCACUCAUGCUAAGCAACAACUGACAGACAUAAGGAGAUACAAGACCCUACCACCUAUCAAGAAUACAGAUUACCCCCGACUGCCAGUCAGCCGAGACCGAGAAACCCGCAGGGCAAUGAAAGAGACUCUGGAGGUCUGUCUGAGACCCCAACCACCCGUUCCUUUACAGCUUCACUUGUCAGUGACCGGGCGAUCCCAUCACACUCCAGAUUUCCUCAGCCAGUUUCAGAAUGAUUUUCCGCGCCACUUCCAGCAGCGUCCAUACAAAAAAAAGAUGGAAAAACCGGCUCCAGUGACGCUUCAACCUGAGACAGGAGAGCCGGACCGAUACGGAGAGAAGCCGGGUUUGGCACAACAGGAAAUGGCGCGAGAUGUCAUGACUUCUAUCAUCAGAAAUCUCUUGGAUGAUAAGCAGUUCCAUGAGGCGCUGAAUCAGAUACAGAAUGAGCCUCUGCCCUACUUCACCCAGCUACGCGGCACAGAGCCUGGCCCAGAUAUACCGGGCACCUCUGUCGCUGCAGCAGAACAGGGGGCGAUACCGCUGUCAGGAACCCCAACAGAAGAGGAAGAGACGUCAUUAAGCUCUCUGAUGGUACCAGAAGACGUGGCGCAGGACCAGGGCAAGACCAAACGUUUACUUGUGCCACAAGAUGAAGAGAAGGAGAUGAUUAAAAGGACUCCAUUGUUCAGCCAACUUGUAGAGGCCAUAUUGGAAAACACAAUACAGAACAUUGUGACGGAAGCCAACCGCGGAGAAGUCGUUCUCACCACCCGGCCUCGUGUCAUUGCUCUGCCACCUGCAACUCCCAGGGGGAUGACUCCGACCUCGUCAGCCCGCACCGUCUCCGGGUCACACGAUGUACCAGCCGCAGAAGCUCCGGAACCUGUUCUCCCUGCGGUCAUCCAGGAGCACACAGUGUAAAAUAACACGUCUCCAUGAAUCAUUGCCCAGUAACAGCACUUUACUUAUUGCAGGAAGAUUUAAAGGGGAACUCCACUUCUGUCA